AUGCUUGUUUCCAGCAAGGAUAUGGUUUUCUCGUCCGAGAAUGUGAAACAACUAGUGAAGCGGUGUAUUCCAAACGAGCUCAUCCCCGUCGACUGGAAAUGCGACCAAUCAGAUAUUCGCUCAAACCUCGAAUCCCUUUUGGAAUGCUCCCGUGGCCAAUUAGGGAUGUUCGAAUCCGUGACUGCUCUUUUCCAAGCACUUGCAAACUUCCUCACUGUUCCUGGAUGUGUGACUAUGCUUCAAUUCGAUGGGAUAUAUGCGACCUUACCUUUAAUUCAUACCAGUAUCAAAGGAGUUGAAUAUAUCUACAAGAUGGAUGUCCUCGAACUCAUUUCUCUUGCUGUUCCAUGUCCAUUCGAAGGUUGGCAAGCUGAAUUGGUUCGAUUGGCAGUGAAGAGUCGUCUGAAGUGUUUCGAAGCUGAUUGGAAAUCUCGAUUCAAUUCAAAUUGUGAAAUGAUCAAAGUGGACCUUGCAAAGCUUAAAACUUUUGCUGUAAACCUGCAUGAGUGCGCAAAAGCAUUAUUCAAAAACACCGAAUUGUGUAUGCCCAAUCUGCCGGACUUUUCCAAUGUCGAGUCUACAGAUGGAUCUUAUGAAAUGUUGAAAUCUUUCGAUGAGAAAUACCCAAUAGCGAAGAACAAGCAAUUUUAUACCCAAAUGUUUUCGUGGGUUGUGACCGUCGGAAAACUAUUCAAAAAGGUCUUGGAGGAGAGUUUUAUGUCUGCUGAUGAUUCGAAGGCAACGGUUAGACUGUUCAAAAUUGGAAAGGAUUCCUAUGUUAUGGCACAUGAGCUGCUCCAAUCAAUGAAAAACAAGAAUAUGGACGUAUCGGAGUUUGAGGAGGAAUUUCUCAAAAUGACGAAUGUGGCCACAUUCAAUUUCCGAGAAGUCGCUCAAAAAGUGAAGAUUGGAGACAUGAAGAACAUUGAGUUCAUUCGAAUUAACACCAGAGAAUCCAAUAUCACUCCCAUCCCAAUCCCAGCGCCCGAUGGAACUUAUUGCGUCCCUGCCACCGAUGCUCUCUACGAUCUAAUCAGCGACAUUACUAUGUUCAAGAAAGUGUUUCAAAGAAUCAAUCGAAGCCAAUUUGAGCAUAUUAUAAACUUUUUUGAGUCUGUGGAACACAUUUUCCGUCACAAUGGAGGUGACUAUUUUAUCAGUAUGGAGGAUGUGGAAUGGGUCAAAGCAAAGUGGGAGAAGACUUAUAAAGAGAACUUGAAGUCGUCAGUAGCCGUCAAACAUAUUCGGAAGGUUCGAAAAGGAGGAUUCACAGAAGAUGAUUUGGAUAAAGAACUCGAGUAUCUAAAUCUUUACAACUGUUUGCCGGAAACGAAGCGCGAAGUUAAAUGGGCGUACAAGUUAGUCACCAAAGAACGGAAUUCUACUCUGAAGCUUGAAGAUAUGCACUCCGCCGUCUUUCAAUGCCAACUGACGAUUCUCCUGGAAAACCUUCCCAAGGUUUACCAGUUUUUGCACAGUCAAAAGGUGUGUAUGAAGUGGGUGCCAUAUGUGGCAUGCGUAUUUUGUGAGAAGCCGAGAUUGGAAACGCUGCUGAACAAGUCGUCGCGAACCGAAGAAGAGGGACAGGAGUUUAUGGAAUUGACUGAUGUCUCCGUAGUAGCACCACCAGAAAAAACCAACGUCAUCGAGGAGGAUAAGGAACAAGAAGUUUCAUUUGCUGUUCCGAAGAAGAAACGGUCUAGAAAGGCGAAGAAAUCUGAAGAAGCCUCCAGCCCAACUCCUUUGGAUUCUCCUUCCACCCCAGAACCCGAAAUGCCAGAAACAUCCAAGGAAUCGCAAUCAUGUCCAAAGUGCUCUAGAGCUAGCCAUUUCGCUGAUGUCGCAAAUGAAAAGCUGAGAGUUUCCAAAGUCGAGUGUAAGCAUCUAAAGAAAGAGUUGGCAAAUGCUGAGUUAGAAGUCGAAGUUCAGAAGCAGAAAGGAAUGGACAAAGAUGAAAGAAUCAGAAUUCUAGAAGAACUUUUGAAAUCCAAAGAUGAUAUAAUCAAAAGACAGAACAUGGAUCUCCUUGCAAAGCAAGACACGAUCAUGAACCUUGAGAUGGAGGUGGAAUCUAAUUACAACACCAUUCAAGAGUACUCAACAACCAUUAUGAAUCUCGGAAAAUCUCUCGCAGAGAAGGACAGCAGAAUAAAAUAUUUGGAAUCUGAGAAACAAUCGAAAGUGAGAAUCAUGGACCAACGAAGUGACGAGGAGACGGAGAAAGUCAGAGAUGUGCUCUUCAAACUUCUCGAGAUCCAAGGAACCCUUCGAAGCGGGAACCCAGUUGGAAAAUGCAGAGAACUUGCUCAACGAAUCUGUAUGAAGGCUCACAACAAGCAAAUCGAAGAUGCCACUAAAAUUGAAGCAAUUAAAUUUUGCGAGAAGGCUAAAGUCUACAUUCAAGCAGUCAACACCCAGUUGGAGAUGAUCCGUGGAAGCCGACUAGUCAACUCAGAAGAGAUUCCAGAACUUCCAGAGUUCCCAGCUCUCUCCAGAGGAUUCUUGAAGACCUACGAAGACAUCUUCAAGUCAGAAGCUCCAAAAAUCUGUCAGUCGCUGCUGAAGGCUCCAGCAGUGAAACCAGGAGAACUUGCUGACACCGACUGCUUGAUCUGCAUCGAGGAAAUGGAAUCAGAAGAAGGAACUAUCAAAUGCGAGUGCUGUAAACGGAGAUAUCAUACCGAGUGUGCUCAAGAAUGGUUCAAGACAAAGAGAACGUGUCCUGCAUGCAGUUCAGCCCUUCUGGAUGAUUCCGAAUUUCCAACAUUGGGUCAAAGAUGA
Messenger RNA from Caenorhabditis briggsae, 2781 nucleotides. The record is from RefSeq and is a predicted model, not a curated record. Lineage: Eukaryota; Metazoa; Nematoda; Chromadorea; Rhabditida; Rhabditidae. The coding region runs from base 1 to 2781 and encodes 926 amino acids. Gene Ontology annotation, biological process: innate immune response. Gene Ontology annotation, cellular component: membrane raft. The transcript is spliced from 3 exons.